Molecule: messenger RNA, 3695 nt
Organism: Neurospora hispaniola
Lineage: Eukaryota; Fungi; Ascomycota; Sordariomycetes; Sordariales; Sordariaceae
Exons: 7
Coding region: 279-3503 (1074 amino acids)
Molecular function (GO): ATP hydrolysis activity; ATP binding
Source: RefSeq, a predicted model, not a curated record
CGCAUGGAUUACUGUUCUCUUGACGAGCUACUUUGUCACCUCCAUCUUUGAGCACUGUGGGUUUCCGGAUGAGCUCUGUCCGCCCACUUUGCUUUCGACCAGAACGUCAAUCCAAUUACUGUCUUGAGCCUUCCCGCAUAUGAUUAGCUCUAAAUCACCUAUUUAAGCGCGCGGGUGAAGCUGAGGCGGGCUAUAUACAGGGAAGAGGCGACCUCGUGGUCACCAUAACGAAAGAGUGAGCCUGGUUUGAACAAGAAUUCUGGUGUGAUAGCGCGCAGAUGCGUGAUGAGGACGGAGAGUUGCAUGCUCAAUGGCUACAGCAACAACCAAGCCCACUGGUUCGCAGCUGGUACAGUAUUCACCGCGCCCGUCUUCCUGGAAAUAGCACAGUACGCUGUCUUGCAAAGCACCUUCAGAUGAUGAAGGCUAAAAUCAUCGGCCAUCCCCGCCUUGUCGGCUCGAUCAUGGACCAUAAUCACUUCCUGUACAUUGGCCCUGACACUAGCUGUCCGUUACCUUUUUCUAUCGGGUUGAUUACCGUAACCCACCAAGCCCAGACCUCGAGCCCUUCUGAGUCUCGUGCGUUCGUCUGGUUCAGAUCUGAUGAGACUCGCUUCCCAGCAAUGUCUUCCAAAACCAGCGGUAUUGGGGUUGGCCACCAGACGAAUCAUCCUAGGAGCGAUGACUAUCAUUCUGUCGUGACUUGCCCAGCCGGACACCUUGGAAGAAGCAAUAACACCACGACCAUUUCCAGUUCCACAUUGCGGCCCAAAGAAGACUCAACCACCACAGCACCUUCAAAAGGUUCUUCGGCACGAAAUGCUGGAGAAGCUAGCGCCUUGCCUUCCAUGCCUAGCGCGGUAGACACCUCGAAGGAAAUGGUCUUCAAAGAAAGCGCCAACACCACCACGACCACUGACAGUACCGACAAACCUGUCCAGAGACCUUCUUCCGCAAAUCCAAAGACAAGUCGUGAAGAUGACAGGGUCAGUUCGACGCCAGUGGCAGGGAGGGAGGCUUUAGCCGGAAACUGGACGGCUGAAGGUCCUGUCGAUCUUUACUGUAAGAAAACUGGACAAUCCCACGCAGUACUCACCGCAUUCGGCUACUGGAAGUGUCCAAGAUGUGAUCAAUCUUUGCACCAACCCAAGAUUCAAAUAUCGGAUAGAGAGAGCGACCAGGAUAACUCUAGCGAGAAGGUAGAGUCGGCCCAGAGCGAAUCGGACAACUUUUCGUACUCCGUUCGAUAUGUGGAUGAUGAGCAUCAUCUGAUUUAUUCUAAACCGUGGCAAGGGCCAUUUGAUCUCCAAGAGGCCAGAAAAGGCGUUCUCUCCCAAAUCAAGACGAAACCCAUUCUCAGGGUCGAGACAGUAUUGGAAACCUCCAUACGCGGCAAUUGGCGACGAGACUAUUACGAGGUUGAGAAAAUCAAGUCAGACGGAAUUCUUAACAAUCCACUUGUGGAUGUAGCGGUUUGGAGAAUCGCGGUCACCGCCAUGUCCCCUGCUCUUACUCAAGCAAUCCGAAAGCUGGUUUCCUAUUACCCCUCGGAGGAUCUUCAUGGGAAGACUCUGGAAUUGGGUCGACAUCAUGAGUUAGUUUGGCAUCAUUUAGACGACUUCGAGAAGUACAUUGAGCAGCCUGAUGAAGAUAGCGGCACAAAACUUGCGAAGACGCAUUUACGACAGCUCUUGGCGCUUGUAGCGAGCAUCAAUGGCCAAGAGGUUGCUGACGAGAGAGUGCGGCACGCCAGAGAGAUGUGCACGUAUGACAUGGUGUGGCUUCUAUACAAACCGGGCAUCACUGUUUAUCUUGAGUCUCGCGGGAGUCUCGCAGCCUUUGUCGUCUUUUCGUGUGUGUAUUACGACGCUAGGAUAGAAAUCACGGAAGAUGGGCCAGUCGAACGCCCGAGAGGAUGGAAAGUAGGACUAUGGAACCUGGACUACGACGGGAGCUACGUCGGAAGGAAAGCUCGAGAUGUGUACCUACCUCCUUUUGAAGGAGAGCGCAGGAUCACCAACCUCAACAUCAUCCCUGCUAAGUACAAAGAUGAGGAAGAUGGCGGAAAGCUCCGGGAAGCACUGAUAAAGGAUGGACAACGAUGGUUUGAGCUGCUACGUGGAAGGCAGGUAUCAUAUUCUGGUCGCCUGCUGGAUGACAGGAAGCGUGAGCUCCAAGGCCGCGUCUACGUUGACACUGCUUCAUACUACAACAUUGAAAGCGCAAGCCAUGUCAAUGGCGCUUCUGAGCAUGGAGACGAUACGGCUGAGAAGGACACGCGCAGUGAGAAGAAGGAAAAAUUACGAGAGGCUACCUUUCGACGUCCUCCACUUUUGGGGAAUGUCAACGAUAUGGGCCGAGGUUUAGCGAAGUGUCCCUGUGAAGAGUGUCACGGAUUCCGGCCGCACCCACCUCACGGAUUCCCUUGGACUGAUUACGACCUCCUGAACCCUCAUAAACUGGAAGUAUCAGAUCUUAAACUGCCCGAUCAUUUCCCAGAUCCAGAGCACAGGUAUCUCUUAUGCAAUCGACGACUCUUCGGCUUUGACUUGAGAUCUAGAAACUGGCUGAUGCUUGACGUGCGGUUCUGCAAGGACCUUAAGCGGAACACAACGGCAAUAAACACGCUGGUGCUUCAAGAGGAGACCAAGAACAUGAUCAAAGCUCUCAUCCAGAAGUACUCUGGUGAUGCGAAAGGACCUGGAGUUCCUGCGGCCUCUUGGAGAGCUGACCACAUCGAGAACAAAGGCGAAGGCCAAAUCUUCCUACUUCACGGAAGCCCCGGUGUUGGAAAAACAUUUACCGCAGAAUGCAUCGCCGAGUACACUGGGAGGCCGCUGCUCUCGCUCACGUGCGCAGACAUUGGAACCGAGGAUGUCAGCAUGGAAAAGAAGCUGAUGAAAUGGUUCCAGCUGGCAGAGAAGUGGGGAGCGGUCAUGCUCAUCGAUGAGGCUGACGUGUUUCUGGAGAAGAGAGUAACAUCUGAUCUCAAGCGCAACAGCCUGGUAUCGGUGUUCCUCAGAUGUGUUGAGUACUACCGUGGCGUGCUGUUCUUGACGACCAACCGAGUUGGCCAAUUCGACGAUGCCUUCAUGUCACGUAUCCAUGUGGUGAUCCACUACAAGAGCCUAACGCCCCAAGACAGGAAGAAGAUCUGGCGGCAGUUCUUCAAGAAAUUGUCUUCUGAACGUACUGAUUUUCGGAUCACACGACGCGCUCAAGAUUAUGUGCUGGAGGAUAAGGAUAUUACGAGCAUGCCGUGGAACGGCCGAGAGAUUCGAAACGCCUUCCAAACCGCCGUUGCUCUUGCCGACUUCCGAUUCAUGCAGAUAGAAGACAAGGAUGAGAAUGACGUGCCGACACUGGACCAGGAAGACUUUGAAGAGGUGUGUAACAUGAUGAUCAAGUUCAAGGACUAUUUGAAGGAUCUUCAUGGAAAGGAUGAGGAUGAGCGAGCGCACAAGGAGUUUUCAAGGGGUCCCGUUUUUGGGCUGGAAGACUGAUGGAUUCGGGCGGGUGAGUAUCAACGUGCAGGGGUUGCCGUUUGACUGCUGUCGAAUGGUUCAGUUGAGGGCUUCCUUCAUUCAACUGUGUUGAUUGCAGUUUGCCGUAGAAAUUAAAGAGACGUUCUUUCUCAUUGUCCCCUAUCGCUCGUCUUCAGGACCAGACGCUCACCAGCCUCACCUCAACCUCUG